UUUGUAAAUAAAUUCUAGCUAAACUUAUCUUUUCGGCAUAUAGGCGGCGAGAACAAAAUAGAGAGAGCAUAUACAAAAACACGUUGCUAAAGUUGGAGAAGAAAAUGGAGCAACCUUAUGUGUAUGCUUACCCACCAGGCACGGCUCCUCCGCCUCCACAAGGCAGUGGCAUCGCCGGAGUGAUAGUGGAUCCAAGGUUCUGUGCUCCGUAUCCCGUGGAUCUGGCGAUCGUGCGGAAGAUGAUGAAGUUGACUGACGGUAACUUCGUUAUAACGGACGUUAACGGGAACUUGUUGUUCAAGGUGAAGGAGCCGAUGUUCGGUCUUCAUGACAAGAGGAUUUUAUUGGAUGGUUCUGGAUCUCCGGUCUUGACUUUGAGAGAGAAGAUGGUGAGCUUGCAUGACAGGUGGCAAGUAUUUAGAGGAGGGAGUACGGAGCAGCGUGAUCUACUGUACACGGUUAAGAGAUCGUCGAUGCUUCAGUUUAAGACCAAACUUGAUGUGUUUUUGAGUCACAAUAAGGAUGAGAAGAGAUGCGAUUUUAGGGUGAAAGGGAGCUGGUUUGAGCGCUCUUGUGUCGUCUACGCCGGCGAAUCUGACGCCAUCGUUGCCCAAAUGCACAAGAAGCACACGGUGCAGAGCGUGUUCUUGGGAAAAGAUAAUUUCUCGGUGACGGUUUAUCCAAACGUGGACUAUGCCUUCAUUGCCUCUCUCGUCGUCAUUCUCGAUGAUGUUAACCGAGAAGACCGCGCCGCCGCCGGCAGUAGCUGAUCAGAUCAGACGGUGUGCAUGUGUGUGUGUGAGAGAGAGGGCUUGCUCACGUAGUAGUUAUGCUUUUGGCUUUGUAUUGUACUGUACCUAUAUAUUCUCUAAACUUUGGAAUGUGGACUUGUUCUUUGUGUGGUGAUCUUUCCAGUUGUAAAAUAAUACAAAUGUAUGUAUAGUUAGUCAUUCACGCACUUUC
Brassica oleracea var. oleracea is the source of this 963-nucleotide messenger RNA. RefSeq names its product protein LURP-one-related 15-like. NCBI's taxonomy places the organism in Eukaryota, Viridiplantae, Streptophyta, Magnoliopsida, Brassicales, Brassicaceae. The record is from RefSeq and is a predicted model, not a curated record. The coding region runs from base 105 to 770 and encodes 221 amino acids. The transcript has 3 exons.